Molecule: messenger RNA, 4767 nt
Organism: Nerophis ophidion (straightnose pipefish)
Lineage: Eukaryota; Metazoa; Chordata; Actinopteri; Syngnathiformes; Syngnathidae
Product: zinc finger protein 721-like
Exons: 1
Biological process (GO): regulation of transcription by RNA polymerase II
Molecular function (GO): DNA-binding transcription factor activity; RNA polymerase II cis-regulatory region sequence-specific DNA binding
Source: RefSeq, a predicted model, not a curated record
AGACACAUGAGAACACACACUGGUGAAAAACCUUUUUCCUGUUCAACCUGUGGUAAAGUUUUUACACAAAGUCAACAUUUGAAAGUACACACUAGAACACACACUGGUGAAAAACCUUUCAUCUGUUCAAUCUGUGGUAAAGGUUUUACAGAAAGUCGGAAUUUGAAAGUACACACUGGGGAAAAACCUUUUUCAUGUUCAAUCUGUAGUAAAGGUUUUGCAGAAAGUCGAUAUUUGAAAGAACAUAUGAGAACACACACUGGUGAAAAACCUUUUAUUUGUUCAAUCUGUCGCUUAUCUUUCGCAAGGAAGGGAUAUUUGAAAGUGCACAGGAGAACACACACUGGUGAAAAACCUUUUUCCUGUUCAAUCUGUGGUAAAGGUUUUACACAAAGUCUGAGUUUGAAAAGACACAUGAGAACACACACUGGUGAAAAAUCUUUUCCCUGUUCAAUCCGUGGUAAAGGUUUUACACAUAGUACAGAUGUGAAAGUACACAUGAAAACACACACUGGUGAAAAAUCACAUUCCUGUUCAAUCUGCAACAGAAGCUUUAGUCGACAAUCAACCCUUGUAAGACACAUGAGAACACACACUGGUGAAAAACCUUUUUCCUGUUCAACCUGUGGUAAAGUUUUUACACAAAGUCAACAUUUGAAAGUACACACUAGAACACACACUGGUGAAAAACCUUUCAUCUGUUCAAUCUGUGGUAAAGGUUUUACAGAAAGUCGGAAUUUGAAAGUACACACGAGAACACACACUGGGGAAAAACCUUUUUCAUGUUCAAUCUGUAGUAAAGGUUUUGCAGAAAGUCGAUAUUUGAAAGAACAUAUGAGAACACACACUGGUGAAAAACCUUUUAUUUGUUCAAUCUGUCGCUUAUCUUUCGCAAGGAAGGGAUAUUUGAAAGUGCACAGGAGAACACACACUGGUGAAAAACCUUUUUCCUGUUCAAUCUGUGGUAAAGGUUUUACACAAAGUCUGAGUUUGAAAAGACACAUGAGAACACACACUGGUGAAAAAUCUUUUUCCUGUUCAAUCCGUGGUAAAGGUUUUACACAUAGUACAGAUGUGAAAGUACACAUGAAAACACACACUGGUGAAAAAUCACAUUCCUGUUCAAUCUGCAACAGAAGCUUUAGUCGACAAUCAACCCUUGUAAGACACAUGAGAACACACACUGGUGAAAAACCUUUUUCCUGUUCAACCUGUGGUAAAGUUUUUACACAAAGUCAACAUUUGAAAGUACACACUAGAACACACACUGGUGAAAAACCUUUCAUCUGUUCAAUCUGUGGUAAAGGUUUUACAGAAAGUCGGAAUUUGAAAGUACACACGAGAACACACACUGGGGAAAAACCUUUUUCAUGUUCAAUCUGUAGUAAAGGUUUUGCAGAAAGUCGAUAUUUGAAAGAACAUAUGAGAACACACACUGGUGAAAAACCUUUUAUUUGUUCAAUCUGUCGCUUAUCUUUCGCAAGGAAGGGAUAUUUGAAAGUGCACAGGAGAACACACACUGGUGAAAAACCUUUUUCCUGUUCAAUCUGUGGUAAAGGUUUUACACAAAGUCUGAGUUUGAAAAGACACAUGAGAACACACACUGGUGAAAAAUCUUUUUCCUGUUCAAUCCGUGGUAAAGGUUUUACACAUAGUACAGAUGUGAAAGUACACAUGAAAACACACACUGGUGAAAAAUCACAUUCCUGUUCAAUCUGCAACAGAAGCUUUAGUCGACAAUCAACCCUUGUAAGACACAUGAGAACACACACUGGUGAAAAACCUUUUUCCUGUUCAACCUGUGGUAAAGUUUUUACACAAAGUCAACAUUUGAAAGUACACACUAGAACACACACUGGUGAAAAACCUUUCAUCUGUUCAAUCUGUGGUAAAGGUUUUACAGAAAGUCGGAAUUUGAAAGUACACACGAGAACACACACUGGGGAAAAACCUUUUUCAUGUUCAAUCUGUAGUAAAGGUUUUGCAGAAAGUCGAUAUUUGAAAGAACAUAUGAGAACACACACUGGUGAAAAACCUUUUAUUUGUUCAAUCUGUCGCUUAUCUUUCGCAAGGAAGGGAUAUUUGAAAGUGCACAGGAGAACACACACUGGUGAAAAACCUUUUUCCUGUUCAAUCUGUGGUAAAGGUUUUACACAAAGUCUGAGUUUGAAAAAACACAUGAGAACACACACUGGUGAAAAAUCUUUUUCCUGUUCAAUCCGUGGUAAAGGUUUUACACAUAGUACAGAUGUGAAAGUACACAUGAAAACACACACUGGUGAAAAAUCACAUUCCUGUUCAAUCUGCAACAGAAGCUUUAGUCGACAAUCAACCCUUGUAAGACACAUGAGAACACACACUGGUGAAAAACCUUUUUCCUGUUCAACCUGUGGUAAAGUUUUUACACAAAGUCAACAUUUGAAAGUACACACUAGAACACACACUGGUGAAAAACCUUUCAUCUGUUCAAUCUGUGGUAAAGGUUUUACAGAAAGUCGGAAUUUGAAAGUACACACGAGAACACACACUGGGGAAAAACCUUUUUCAUGUUCAAUCUGUAGUAAAGGUUUUGCAGAAAGUCGAUAUUUGAAAGAACAUAUGAGAACACACACUGGUGAAAAACCUUUUAUUUGUUCAAUCUGUCGCUUAUCUUUCGCAAGGAAGGGAUAUUUGAAAGUGCACAGGAGAACACACACUGGUGAAAAACCUUUUUCCUGUUCAAUCUGUGGUAAAGGUUUUACACAAAGUCUGAGUUUGAAAAGACACAUGAGAACACACACUGGUGAAAAAUCUUUUUCCUGUUCAAUCCGUGGUAAAGGUUUUACACAUAGUACAGAUGUGAAAGUACACAUGAAAACACACACUGGUGAAAAAUCACAUUCCUGUUCAAUCUGCAACAGAAGCUUUAGUCGACAAUCAACCCUUGUAAGACACAUGAGAACACACACUGGUGAAAAACCUUUUUCCUGUUCAACCUGUGGUAAAGUUUUUACACAAAGUCAACAUUUGAAAGUACACACUAGAACACACACUGGUGAAAAACCUUUCAUCUGUUCAAUCUGUGGUAAAGGUUUUACAGAAAGUCGGAAUUUGAAAGUACACACGAGAACACACACUGGGGAAAAACCUUUUUCAUGUUCAAUCUGUAGUAAAGGUUUUGCAGAAAGUCGAUAUUUGAAAGAACAUAUGAGAACACACACUGGUGAAAAACCUUUUAUUUGUUCAAUCUGUCGCUUAUCUUUCGCAAGGAAGGGAUAUUUGAAAGUGCACAGGAGAACACACACUGGUGAAAAACCUUUUUCCUGUUCAAUCUGUGGUAAAGGUUUUACACAAAGUCUGAGUUUGAAAAAACACAUGAGAACACACACUGGUGAAAAAUCUUUUUCCUGUUCAAUCCGUGGUAAAGGUUUUACACAUAGUACAGAUGUGAAAGUACACAUGAAAACACACACUGGUGAAAAAUCACAUUCCUGUUCAAUCUGCAACAGAAGCUUUAGUCGACAAUCAACCCUUGUAAGACACAUGAGAACACACACUGGUGAAAAACCUUUUUCCUGUUCAACCUGUGGUAAAGUUUUUACACAAAGUCAACAUUUGAAAGUACACACUAGAACACACACUGGUGAAAAACCUUUCAUCUGUUCAAUCUGUGGUAAAGGUUUUACAGAAAGUCGGAAUUUGAAAGUACACACGAGAACACACACUGGGGAAAAACCUUUUUCAUGUUCAAUCUGUAGUAAAGGUUUUGCAGAAAGUCGAUAUUUGAAAGAACAUAUGAGAACACACACUGGUGAAAAACCUUUUAUUUGUUCAAUCUGUUGCUUAUCUUUCGCAAGGAAGGGAUAUUUGAAAGUGCACAGGAGAACACACACUGGUGAAAAACCUUUUUCCUGUUCAAUCUGUGGUAAAGGUUUUACACAAAGUCUGAGUUUGAAAAGACACAUGAGAACACACACUGGUGAAAAAUCAUUUUCCUGUUCAAUCCGUGGUAAAGGUUUUACACAUAGUACAGAUGUGAAAGUACACAUGAAAACACACACUGGUGAAAAAUCACAUUCCUGUUCAAUCUGCAACAGAAGCUUUAGUCGACAAUCAACCCUUGUAAGACACAUGAGAACACACACUGGUGAAAAACCUUUUUCCUGUUCAACCUGUGGUAAAGUUUUUACACAAAGUCAACAUUUGAAAGUACACACUAGAACACACACUGGUGAAAAACCUUUCAUCUGUUCAAUCUGUGGUAAAGGUUUUACAGAAAGUCGGAAUUUGAAAGUACACACGAGAACACACACUGGGGAAAAACCUUUUUCAUGUUCAAUCUGUAGUAAAGGUUUUGCAGAAAGUCGAUAUUUGAAAGAACAUAUGAGAACACACACUGGUGAAAAACCUUUUAUUUGUUCAAUCUGUCGCUUAUCUUUCGCAAGGAAGGGAUAUUUGAAAGUGCACAGGAGAACACACACUGGUGAAAAACCUUUUUCCUGUUCAAUCUGUGGUAAAGGUUUUACACAAAGUCUGAGUUUGAAAAGACACAUGAGAACACACACUGGUGAAAAACCUUUUUCCUGUUCAAUCUGCAACAGAAGCUUUUGUGAAGGAUCAAACCUUUUAGUACACAUGAGAAGACACCCAGGAGAGAAAGUGUUGAGUUGCAGUGUGUGUGGUGAAAGAUUGUCUUCUAAGUACCAGUGUAAGAAACACAAGUGUGCUGGUGAGAACAGCAGCAGCAAAUGAAACUGCAGGAUUUGAAAUAAACUGUCCAGACUUUCA